Messenger RNA from Cololabis saira (Pacific saury), 1739 nucleotides. Its product is annotated as keratin, type I cytoskeletal 18-like. Gene Ontology annotation, molecular function: structural molecule activity. The coding region runs from base 115 to 1599 and encodes 494 amino acids. The record is from RefSeq and is a predicted model, not a curated record. The transcript is spliced from 9 exons. Lineage: Eukaryota; Metazoa; Chordata; Actinopteri; Beloniformes; Belonidae.
GACCUGGAUCCAGGAGCCAACCAGAUCCCCAGGGGCGGAUUUGAGCGCACAAGGUGGAUAUAAACGCCCCGGCAUCCCCUGCCUGCACCGGGUGAGCUGUGAUCAGAGGAGACCAUGCCUUCCAACACCAGCGCCAGCAUGUUCGGGGGAGCCGGGGGAAGGGGCUCCAGGGCGUCCGUGGCCAGCCUGGCCGGGCUGAAGAACGUGCUGCGGAACGACACGGAGCGGGACUCCGCUCCGGCGACGCGCGCCGCUCCGCCGCCUCCAGACGCCGCCGCGCCCGCGGCUCCGCCCGCGCAGCCCGCCGACGACAAGCAGACCCUGCGGGGGCUGAACGGCCGCCUGUCCGGCUACCUGGACCGGGUCAGGCAGCUGCAGGAGGGGAACUGCGACACGCAGAAGGAGAUCGAUGACAUUCUGGCCAAGAGGAAAACACCCGAACGACGAGACUGGGAUAAAGUCCAGGAGCCACUGGAUGAGCUCAAGGAGAAGAUCAAAGACAUCACCUUGGACAACGCAAAGCUGCUGCUUCAGAUUGACAACACCAAGCUGGCCAACGAUGACUUCCAAAACAAGCUCGAUGAUGAGACAAAGGCACGGAAGGAUUUGGAGAAAGACCUGGACAGUCUGAAGAAGGUCAUGGAAGAGACCAAGAUGAACCAAGAUCAGAUGCAGACGGAGAUCAAACUGGUGAAGAGCGAGCUGGAGCGGCUGGAGAAGGAGCACAAGGACGAGGUGGAUGCCCUCCGGGAGAAGAUCAAGGACUCCGAGGUCAAGGUGGACAUAGAGUCCCAGAACUCCAACCUGGCAGAGAUUAUCAAAGAUAUCCGAGCCCAGUAUGAUAAAGUGGCCCAGAAAAACCUGAAGGAGACGGACGACUGGUACAAGAGCGAGUUUGACAACAUCAAGGUGGAGGAGGUUAAAAACGUGGAGACCUUGCAGUCCUCAAAGUCGGAGUUCAACGAACUCAUUAAGCAGAAGAAAAUUGUGGAAAUCAACAUUCAGACUGAGCUCAACGUGAUCCGCAGCCUGGAGGAGACGGUGAACACGACCAAAACGGAGUCCAACCGGCGCCUGGCCCCGCUCAACCACCGGAUCCUGCAGCUGGAGGCCGAGCUGAAGGAGGUGAGGUCCCAGGUGGAGCAGCAGGGGGAGACCAACAACGACCUGCUCUGCGUCAAGAUGAAGCUGGAGCAGGAAAUCAACAGCUACCACCAGCUGAUUCAAGGCAUCACCGCUGAUCCUGAAAGCUCGGGGUUUACUUUAGAGGAUGCAUUGCACAGCGAUCAGCAAAAGCUUGACCAGCACCAGCAGGCAGUAGAGGAGGCGGCCGUGGCCAAGCAGCAGAGAGCCCGCUCCCACAAGUCCACCCCCCCGGAAAAGCCGAAGGAGAAAAAACCCGUCAAGGCAGAGAUGGAUGCGGUCGUCAAGGAAGCAGCUCCUGGCAACAGCUCUGCUAAAAAGAAAAAGAACAAGAAGUCCAAGGCUGAGAAGGAUUCAUCUUCCUCCUCCUCCUCCUCUUCAUCCUCUUCAUCUUCCUCCUCUUCAUCCUCAUCCUCCUCUGAGUCCGUACAUGAAGUUGAAAAACCUGCUGUUUAAGGCGAAGGAGCCAAAACUUGGUCUUUUAAAUAAAUAUCUUACUGUCAUUCAGCAAAGUAUCCCAUUGAAACCUGUAACUUUACCAUUGUAAAGUGUUUUUUCUUCUUUUGUCACUAAAAUAAAAGUCAUGGGUUCAACUG